AGCGUCAGGGUUUUUUUGUAUUUUACCUUCCCCCCUUUCUCCUGCCUGGGUAGGGAAGGGGAAGUGACGUACAUCCGGUGUAAUGGCGGCGCGGUGGAGUUCCAGGUGACCCUUGCAGACAGAAAAAGUAAACUGUCAGACAGUUCAUACCAUUUGGUACUUGUUAUUUGGACGAGCUGAUUUAUAGGAUCCGUUGGCAACAGAAGAUGAAAAGUAGUGUGGCACAGAUAAAACAUUCUUCAGGUCAUGACAGAAGGGAAAACAGUAAUUCAUAUCAGAGGACCGUCUCUCCAGAGGAUAGACAUGCAGAACCAGAAAGAUCCCCUCGGGAUAGAGAUUACUUCGAUUACAGCAGGUCAGAUUAUGAGCGUUCAAGAAGAGGACGUUCUUAUGAUGGUAGCAUGGAGUCACGAAGUAGGGACCGAGAAAAACGCAGAGAAAGAGAGAGAGAUGUGGAACGGAAAAGGUCCCGGAAAUCCCCAUCCCCUGGGAGAAGAAGCCCAGAACCACUGGUAACCCGGAGCUCCUCUGCUCAGGAUGAACCUACUGCAAAGAAGAAGAAAGAUGAACUGGAUCCUCUUCUUACUCGUACUGGUGGAGCAUAUAUUCCUCCUGCAAAGCUCAGGAUGAUGCAAGAACAGAUUACAGAUAAAAACAGCUUAGCAUACCAGAGGAUGAGUUGGGAAGCCCUAAAGAAGUCAAUCAAUGGUCUUAUCAACAAAGUCAACAUUUCUAAUAUAGGUAUUAUUAUUCAAGAACUUCUUCAAGAAAACAUAGUUAGAGGAAGAGGCCUGUUGUCCAGAUCUGUUUUGCAAGCACAAAGUGCUUCUCCAAUCUUCACCCAUGUUUAUGCAGCAUUAGUUGCGAUUAUCAACUCAAAAUUUCCACAAAUUGGAGAAUUAAUCCUCAAGAGAUUAAUUCUUAAUUUUCGAAAAGGCUAUCGAAGAAAUGAUAAGCAACUUUGUCUGACUGCUUCAAAAUUUGUGGCACAUCUUAUUAACCAAAAUGUGGCACAUGAAGUUCUGUGUUUAGAGAUGCUUACUUUGCUCCUGGAAAGACCAACAGAUGAUAGUGUUGAAGUAGCUAUUGGUUUUCUUAAGGAAUGUGGACUCAAAUUAACACAAGUGUCACCAAGAGGAAUCAAUGCUAUAUUUGAACGCCUUCGAAACAUCCUUCAUGAGUCUGAAAUUGACAAAAGAGUUCAGUAUAUGAUUGAAGUGAUGUUUGCUGUAAGGAAAGAUGGCUUCAAAGACCACCCUGUUACCCUAGAAGGACUUGACUUAAUAGAAGAAGAUGAUCAGUUCACCCACAUGCUCCCUCUGGAAGAUGACUAUAAUCCAGAAGAUGUUCUUAAUGUUUUCAAGAUGGAUCCUAAUUUCAUGGAGAAUGAAGAGAAAUACAAAGCUAUUAAGAAGGAAAUUCUCGAUGAAGGAGAUAGUGACUCAAACACAGACCAAGAUGCUGAAAGUAGUGAAGAGGAAGAGGAAGAAGAAGAGGAAGAGGGAGAAGAAGAUGAAGAAGGACAAAAGGUGACUAUUCAUGACAAGACAGAAAUUAAUCUAGUCUCAUUUCGUCGUACAAUUUAUCUUGCUAUUCAGUCAAGUUUAGAUUUUGAAGAAUGUGCUCACAAAUUGCUGAAAAUGGAAUUUCCUGAAAGUCAAACAAAAGAACUCUGCAACAUGAUACUUGACUGCUGUGCUCAACAAAGAACAUACGAAAAAUUUUUUGGCUUAUUAGCUGGGCGAUUUUGCAUGCUAAAGAAAGAGUACAUGGAAUCCUUUGAGAGUAUAUUUAAAGAACAGUAUGAUACCAUCCAUCGUUUGGAAACAAACAAAUUGAGGAAUGUUGCUAAGAUGUUUGCUCAUCUUUUGUACACUGAUUCACUUCCAUGGAGUGUUCUUGAAUGUGUAAAGCUGAGUGAAGAAACCACCACGUCCUCCAGUAGAAUUUUUGUUAAAAUAUUUUUCCAAGAACUGUGUGAAUACAUGGGUCUUCCUAAACUUAAUGCAAGAUUAAAGGAUGAAACCCUACAGCCAUUCUUUGAAGGGUUAUUACCCCGAGAUAAUCCCAGAAAUACUCGGUUUGCCAUCAACUUUUUUACUUCUAUAGGUCUUGGAGGUUUAACGGAUGAAUUACGUGAGCAUCUCAAAAAUACACCAAAGGUUAUUGUGCCGCAGAAACCAGAAGUUGAGCCCGAUAAAUCCUCUUCUUCCUCGUCCGCAUCCUCCUCUGCAGGGUCCGACUCCUCUGCGUCCGACUCGGACAGCAGUGACAGCAGUUCAGAGUCUUCCAGCGAGGGGAGCGACUCUUCAUCAGCCAGUAGUCAGAGCUCUGCCUCAGCUAAAGCUACAAGAAAGAAGGGACAAGGCAACGCCAGAAGUAAAGAAGUAGAUAAAUUGGUCAGGAAACAACAAAUAAAUGAUAGGAAACAAGAUGAAAGAAGGUCAGAGCCAAGGCACCAAGAAACAAGGACUGAAAGAGAAAGAAGAUCAGAAAAACUCAGAGAUAAAAAUUCAAGGGAUCCAAAUUGGAGAGAUUCCAUGACAAAAUACACUUCAGACAGAGGCGUUCCUUCUGAACGAAAUAGUUACAGUAGAGUCACGAAUGACAGAGACCAAGAAACGCACCUUGAUGCGGAAAAUAAGUAUGAUGAUCCCAAAAAGAAGAGAGGAGAAAGAAGAAAUUCUUUUUCUGAAAAUGAGCAUAGACACCGAAAUAAGAACAGCGAAAAUUUUAGAACAAAAGAUAGAUCAAAAUCAAGAGAAAAAAAUAGAAAACAUUCAGACUCUAGGAGCGAUGAAGAUAGGUAUCAGAAUGGUGCCGAUAGGCGAUGGGAAAAAUCUAGCAGAUACUCUGAACAAUCCAGAGAAUCAAAGAGAAAUCAGGACCGGCGAAGAGAGAAGUCUCCAACAAAGCAAAAAAAAUAACUACACAAAAUUACAAAACUCAACAUGCCUUAUAUUCAGUGCAAACAAAUUAUUUUUUACAUUGAUCAAUGAACUUCGUAAGAAUUCUUGUAUAAAGUACUGGUUUGUAUUGUACAUUUAAAAAAUGUUUUCAUUUUAACAUGGUUUAUAUAAUUGAUCCGUUUCAAGGCCCUCCACAUAAAAUUAUUUGAAGAGAAAAGUUUCACUGGAGAGGGAUGUACUUCUUGCAUAUAUUUUGUUAAUAAAAUGAUUAAAUACAUUUACUGAAUCAGUGAUUUUUUUUCAUUGAUAAAAAUUUUUUUUCUGAUGAUAAUGUUUCCUAGUUGUCAUAAAAGUAUUAUAGUGAAUUAUUACCGGCUUUUUAUUUGUAACUGAAGACCAAAAUAAGUGAAUUGUUUCAAUGUAACAUUUUUGCUUUGUGAAUGAGAUACUAUGAACUUUCUUUGGGAGUCACCUUUUUUUUUUUAAAUAGCGCAGUUAUUUCAAGUUUCAUAUUUUGUCUUGAACAAAAAAGGUAUAUAUGGUUGUUUUCCACAAGUGUUUUGGUGAAGUUGGGUGUAUUUUAGUCUUUAAACAGAUACACAGCUAUAUUAUUUAUAAUUAAAACUUCUCUCAUAACAUUUCUUCUUUCUGGACUGCUAAAUUUUAAUGUUUAAUUGAAAUUCUUUGUGACUAGUGCUUUUUUCAACCUUGAAGUUAUUGUUGGUGAAAUAUAUUUUUAAUUUUUUAUUUGCAUUAAUACAGAAUUGGAAAACAAACAGUCAUGAGAAAUGUCAACAACCUAACUGAAAUAAUUCCAAUUUUUAUAAGAAUUUUAAGAGUUUCCAUCAUUGUAAUUCUCACCAAAUAUUAUGCGACCAUAUUAUUAUCACUUUUUAAAUAAAACAUUGCCACUGAAAUUUUAGAUUUGUUGGCAGACAUUCAACCCUACUUCUUAAUAGGCUACUGUGCUCGUUCACUUAUUUAAAAGUUUAUAAAAUCCAUUUUACCCUGUGUCUGGCUUCCAGAAUAAUGGGACCACCAUCUUCAUGUCUGACUUUCAGGCAUACUCUUGAUUCGAAAUGUUUUCUGUUUUUGUUGUUUAAAAUAAAAGCUUUAGUAUAAGUAAAAAUAAAGUCCAUGGAAGUAAAGAAGCAUCCUCUCCUCCUCCGGUCCUCCUGCCCUCCCCCCAUCCUACUUAUUUGGGGUUUUUGUUCCUCACUGUGUUUACUGUUAACAAAAGCAGUCAACAGAACACCUGUAGUUACCUUCAAGCAGAAGUGUUUGAGUGUAAGUGACUUGUGUUGGGACACAGGGACUAAGCUGUAGAGUGCAGAAUGGGACCAUUCUGCCUUCAUGACACAUUUCUACAGCAUCCAACAAUCAAGCACAAUGUGUUCACAUGCACUGGCUUCCAGUCGGGCAGCUUUUUCACUUAAGUCCUUUUAAUAUGCAGAUAAGAAACAGGUUGCCUGCAUUUCUGAUUUUUUACUUUUUAGGAUUAGCAUUCUAAAGGAUCAGCUGAGUUCCAGAUAUUUUGCAUACACUUCUCAUUCUUUUUCAGCUUCUCAACUUCCUUGCCUCCAACAUUUCUCUAUCCCUACUACAUUCUUAGCCCUUAACUCCCAGGGUUACCUCCUUUACGUUGACUUCCCAAUCUACACCCCUGUAAGCAUCACAUUUUGACCACUCCCCAUCCAGCUCAGCUGCUCUGGUACUGCCACCCUCGGACUCUUUCUCAUGCUGUCAAAACUUCAAAUGUAUUGACUUUGUUUUCAUUACUUCCCCUCCCCCAUUUCUGUACUUCUGUGG
Artibeus jamaicensis (Jamaican fruit-eating bat) is the source of this 4718-nucleotide messenger RNA. It is a transcript of the gene CWC22, whose product is annotated as CWC22 spliceosome associated protein homolog. Gene Ontology annotation, biological process: mRNA splicing, via spliceosome. The record is from RefSeq and is a predicted model, not a curated record. Gene Ontology annotation, cellular component: catalytic step 2 spliceosome. Bases 207 to 2927 code for a protein of 906 amino acids. Lineage: Eukaryota; Metazoa; Chordata; Mammalia; Chiroptera; Phyllostomidae. The transcript is spliced from 20 exons. Gene Ontology annotation, molecular function: RNA binding; protein binding.